AUGCUCGGGAGCCUGCGGGCGGGGGUCAGCGGGAGGCGGGCAGGGGUGACGUCCCCUCCCCCGACCCUCCCCCUCAGCAGCGCAGCCUCCGCCGGCCGCUCCCGCCGCGGCGCGACCGGGGCGGCCUCUGCCGCGGGCGGUCUGCGGCGAGCGGCCACCUCCUCCCCCUGGGGCGGCGCCUCCUCCGCGGCCGCGGCCGCUCGCCUGCUCGCACGGCGGCGCUCGGGCGGCGGCCACUCAUGGCCAUUGAGUUGA
Rangifer tarandus platyrhynchus (Svalbard reindeer) is the source of this 255-nucleotide messenger RNA. The record is from the annotation of a GenBank genome assembly. NCBI's taxonomy places the organism in Eukaryota, Metazoa, Chordata, Mammalia, Artiodactyla, Cervidae.